Messenger RNA from Fusarium oxysporum Fo47, 1592 nucleotides. Its product is annotated as pyridoxal phosphate-dependent transferase. The transcript has a single exon. The coding region runs from base 79 to 1497 and encodes 472 amino acids. Lineage: Eukaryota; Fungi; Ascomycota; Sordariomycetes; Hypocreales; Nectriaceae. The record is from RefSeq and is a predicted model, not a curated record. Gene Ontology annotation, cellular component: cytosol. Gene Ontology annotation, molecular function: pyridoxal phosphate binding; transaminase activity.
AAAGAAAAGACUAUUCGCUUCAGGCAUUCAAUCUAUAGCAUUGCACCUUUUCUCUGCCUCAAUUCUCUAUUAAUCGACAUGGCGCCUUCAACGAUUGAGGACUUCGCUGAAGUCUCCACCUACCAAUCAUCCAUGCCCGUCAAACCCAUGCAUCAAGAAGGAUAUUUGAUGCAUAGAUCUCUUGUCCAACAUCCUUACAUGGUCGAGUCCGCGAGUGGAGUUGAGCUCAAGUUAUCGAGCGGCCAAACAAUUAUCGAUGGUUGUGCCGGCGCAGCUGUUGCUCUCAUUGGCCACGGCAAUGAGGAGGUCAUUCAAGCCAUUACCGACCAAGCUCGGAAAGUCAGCUACGUUCACACACAAUCCUACACAACGGCACCAGCUGAAGAGCUUGCCAAUGUUAUACUGGAGGGUAAUCCAUAUGGCCUUGAAAAAGCUUUCUUUGUUGGCAGUGGCAGUGAAGCUGUUGAGUCCGCUCUGAAGCUGGCUCGCCAAUACCAUUAUGAAAAGGGAGAGCUUGACAGAGUGCACAUUGUCUCUAGACGCCAAUGCUAUCAUGGAAACACGAUGGCUACCAUGUCUAUCUCGACUAACAAAGCUCGCCGAGCUCCGUACCACGGCUUCCUGUACCCUCAUGUCUCUCACGUCUCACCUGCUUUCGCUUAUCACUACAAAGACGACUCCGAGACUGAAGAGCAGUUUACAGCGAGGCUUCUGGUUGAACUUGAGGAAGAGUUUCUACGAGUUGGUCCCAAGAAUGUCGCCGCUUUCAUCGCGGAAACAGUCGUUGGCGCGACGACAGGUUGUGUUGCUGCCCCGGCCGGCUACUUCAAGGGAGUCAGAGCCAUCUGCGACAAGUACGGAGUGAUCAUGAUUCUUGAUGAGAUUAUGUGCGGCGUUGGCCGAACAGGCACUUUUUUUGCUUUUGAGCAAGAAGGAGUUGUACCUGACAUCACCACGAUCGCGAAAGGUCUUGGUGGUGGUUAUGCUGCCAUUGCCGGUGUUCUCAUUCAUAAGAAGGUCGUUGAUGUCCUCAGGCAUGGCUCGGCAGCUUUCAACCACGGACAUACGUAUCAAGCUCAUCCUAUUUCAUGCGCUGCGGCAUUGGCGGUACAGACAGUCCUAAGACGCGAGAACCUGGUUGAACGAUGUCACAAGAUGGGCCUUGUCUUGGAGAGGCUACUUCGACAUGAGCUAAAGGUUUGCAAGUCAGUUGGUGAUAUCCGAGGUCGAGGUCUUUUCUGGGGCGUUGAGUUUGUCAAAGACCUGGCAUCCAAGCGGCCUUUUGAUCCUUCGGCUAAGUUUGGUCUGUUGGUGCAGCAAAUCGCUUUUGAGAAGGGCGUUGCGUUGUAUCCAGGCGGUGCUACGAUUGACGGUGUUAAUGGUGAUCAUAUUCUGCUUGCGCCACCAUUCACAAUCACAGAGGAUCAAUUGGCCACUAUUUGUCGUGUAUUAAAGGAGGCAGUACUAGAAGCCGAAACAAUGAUGCUCUCUCCAUAGGGAAGACUUAUCCUGAAUUGUCUAUGUAGAGAUGCGAUGUCAAAAGUAUAUUAGACUAUGCAUUUUAUAGAAUUAAUACACCUUGUUACAAGUUU